AACGACGGGUGCUAAGAUGGUUACAUAAAUUGAAAUACUAUAAAUGUAUUGAAAAUUUACUUGUCUUCACAUAACCUUCCUGACAAACCUAAACCACAACUUAUAGCCACUAACGAUGUUCGUCUUGGUAGCUUUGGCCGUGUUUGUACAGAGUGUUUUAGGGGGAAACCUAGUAGAGGUUCUACAAAACGACGGGGAGACGACUUUGAUAGCUCUUGUUAAACAAGCGGGUCUGGCCGACGCUCUACUGUCAGGAGAGUACACCAUAUUUGCUCCAACAAACGCUGCAUUCUCCAAACUUCCCCAGUCUGUCCUUGAUGAUCUACAGAGAGAUACCACCGCUUUGGCAAAUAUAUUGAAAUACCACGUGGUCAAAGGCUCCAUUCACAAGGCCGAUGCAUCCAAUGAGCUUCAGUUGGAGACUUUGGCUGGAACCAAAAUCAGAUUUAACAUCUAUAAUCACAAUAACGUUGUUACAGUAGAAGGAUCCAAAAUCACACACUUUGACCUGACCGCCUCUAAUGGAAUGGUGCACGUCAUCGACACCGUGAUGAUGCCUCCUACAGGAAGCAUUGUGGAUUUGGUGGCCGGCAACAGUGACCUGAGCACUCUUUUAUCUAAGGUCCAAUCAGCUGGAUUAGCCGGGGCACUACAGGGAGAUGCUCUAACAGUGUUUGCACCAACCAAUGCUGCGUUCAAUAGACUUGGCAGUCAUGUUUUGGACAAUCUUAGAAGAAACCCACAGCUUCUUAAAGAAAUUCUGGAGUACCACGUCGUUCCCCACACUGAAUACUCAGCUGGAUUGUACAACCGAGAAUACCUCAGAACCCUUGAUACUCACCAUGACGUCAUCAGACUUGGAGUCAGCAGUACUAAUGGUGUUGUUAUUAAUCACCGUUCUCACGUGACACAAGCCGACAUCAGCGCCACCAACGGUGUUGUACACAUCAUUGAUCACCCACUAACGAUGUUCGUCUUGGUAGCUUUGGCCGUGUUUGUACAGAGUGUUUUAGGGGGAAACCUAGUAGAGGUUCUACAAAACGACGGGGAGACGACUUUGAUAGCUCUUGUUAAACAAGCGGGUCUGGCCGACGCUCUACUGUCAGGAGAGUAUACCAUAUUUGCUCCAACAAAUGCUGCAUUCUCCAAACUUCCACAGUCUGUCCUUGAUGGCCUACAGAGAGAUACCACCGCUUUGGCAAAUAUACUGAAAUACCACGUGGUCAAAGGCUCCAUUCACAAGGCCGAUGCAUCCAAUGAGCUUCAGUUGGAGACUUUGGCUGGAACCAAAAUCAGAUUUAACAUCUAUAAUCACAAUCACGUUGUUACAGUGGAAGGAUCCAAAAUCACACACUUCGACCUGACCGCCUCAAAUGGAAUGGUGCACGUCAUUGACACCGUGAUGAUGCCUCCUACAGGAAGCAUUGUGGAUUUGGUGGCCGGCAACAGUGACCUGAGCACUCUUUUAUCUAAGGUGCAGUCAGCUGGAUUAGCCGGGGCACUACAGGGAGAUGCUCUAACAGUGUUUGCACCAACCAAUGCUGCGUUCAAUAGACUUGGCAGUCAUGUUUUGGACAAUCUUAGAAGAAACCCACAGCUUCUUAAAGAAAUUCUGGAGUACCACGUCGUUCCUCACACUGAAUACUCAGCUGGAUUGUACAACCGAGAAUACCUCAGAACUCUUGAUACUCACCAUGACGUCAUCAGACUUGGAGUCAGCAGUACUAAUGGUGUUGUUAUUAAUCACCGUUCUCACGUGACACAAGCCGACAUCAGCGCCACCAACGGUGUCGUACACAUCAUUGAUCACGUACUUAUUCCAUCCCGUUAUCUUUUCUCUGCGAUAUUGGGGAAAAAGUAAUCAUCUGAACAAACUAUUUUGACAUUUUUGAAGCCAUGUCUCAUUUGAAUCACACAUUCUAAUUGUAUAUACUUGUUAUUGAAUAUGCUUGUUAUUUCUAUUGAGUGAAAACGUACUAAAUUUGCAAUAAACAUUGACAAAAAG
Molecule: messenger RNA, 2005 nt
Organism: Magallana angulata
Lineage: Eukaryota; Metazoa; Mollusca; Bivalvia; Ostreida; Ostreidae
Product: transforming growth factor-beta-induced protein ig-h3-like
Exons: 12
Coding region: 116-1861 (581 amino acids)
Biological process (GO): extracellular matrix organization; cell adhesion
Cellular component (GO): extracellular matrix
Molecular function (GO): cell adhesion molecule binding
Source: RefSeq, a predicted model, not a curated record